This is a messenger RNA of Ostrinia nubilalis (European corn borer), 2289 nucleotides long. RefSeq lists its product as uncharacterized. The transcript is spliced from 3 exons. NCBI's taxonomy places the organism in Eukaryota, Metazoa, Arthropoda, Insecta, Lepidoptera, Crambidae. The coding region runs from base 1 to 2289 and encodes 762 amino acids. Gene Ontology annotation, molecular function: nucleic acid binding; RNA-DNA hybrid ribonuclease activity. The record is from RefSeq and is a predicted model, not a curated record.
AUGAAGGACAUGGAAGUUAAGUUGAGGCAGGCUCUCCUGGACCUCAAAGCUUCACGAGAGGUCAGCGACCAGCUUCUCCGGGAACGAGAAGACAGUGAACAGGAGAUUCAAAAAGUUGUAAACAGGAACUCACAACUGAAGAAUGAGCUUGCCGAGCUUCAUGGCAAAUAUCUGGACCUCGCGGAACAAUGUUUGAAAUUGCAACAAACGGUGAAUUCCUUCAGUGAAUGCAACAACACUCAUGAGCAGGCUUUGGAUCGCAUCCAUGACCUCGAAAAGAGCCUAUGUGAGUCACAUAAAACCAUAAAAUCAAUGGAGGAAGAAAAACAGGCUCAAGAAUUCAACUCAACCGUGAGCUUUAUCAAGAGCAAUCGUUGGGCGGGACUGCCCUGCGUGGCGGUCUCGCUUGACAUACAAUCAGCGUUUAACCGGGCAUGGUGGCCUGCAAUCCUCGACCGCCUGAGGGCUAUUGGCUGCCCGGCUAACAUCUUCCGGCUAGUCAAUAGCUACCUCAAAGACCGCACCGUCACUCUAAAUUACGCCGGGGCAGAUGCCUCGAAGGGGAUGCAGAGGGGGUGUGUCCAGGGAUCAGCCUGCGGCCCAGCGCUGUGGAACCUGAUCCUGGACGACCUCCUAGGCAUCUCCCUGCCCCCCGGCUGCCACAUCCAGGCAUACGCAGACGACGUCCUGCUGAUCGCAGCAGCGGACGACGCCACCGCUCUAUCACACGGCACCACCAACGCCCUGGACAGGAUUGCCGCGUGGGGCCACCGGCUCAAGUUGGUCUUCGGACCCCAGAAGACGCAAGCCCUGGCCUUCUCGCCUCGGGCGGCACGCGCCCGCAUCGCCAUGGCCGGUCACCCAAUCCCGUUUUCCCCCAGCUUCCGGCUGCUGGGGGUCAUUAUCGACAAGUCCCUUUCGUUCGGCCCGCACGUCCGCCACGCCGUCCAGAUCGCCCAUCGGCUCUAUAACAGGCUCGCCCUGUUCGCAAGGCCGACCUGGGGCAUCCACCCCGGCACAGUGGACGCUAUAUAUAAAUAUGUCAUCGUCCCCAUAGUCACCUACGGUGCUGGGAUAUGGGGGGACGCGGCGCGGCGGAAGUCGCACGCAGGAACGCUGCUGUCCUUACAGAGAGGGUUCGCCAUCAAAGCAAUCCGGGGAUACCGUACGGUGUCAACCAACGCCGCUACAGCGUUGGCUUAUUUCACGCCAUUAGACCUGGAGGUGCUGCGCGUUGCCGAAGUGGAUAGGACGAGGCUUCGGCGCGUGUCAGCCCUCCUACCCGACGAUAUCACCUUGGAGGCGCCGGUCCCCGUUGCGGAGCUCCUCCACCCGGCUCGGUGCAUCUCCCCCGAGUAUGACACGGCUCUCUCUCCGGAAGACAUCAAUCGGGCGUGCCGGGAGAGCACCGUGCAGAUAUAUACUGACGGUAGCAAGCAGGAGGACGGCUCGGUGGGCGCCGCGGUGGUGUGCGUCGACAUCGACGCGCGCCCCUCGGUCACCGUCCGCAAGUACGGCGCGCCCCUCGGUCACCGUCCGCAAGCCGAAGCAUUCGCCAUCUUGCAGGCCUGCCGGCUUGCGGCUGAGCGCGGGUACAGCGAUGCACUCGUGUGCUCGGACUCCUCAUCAGCAUUGUCGGCUCUCGCGCAGCGCAGCUCAGUCGCGCCCCUUACCGUGGAGACACACAAAGUCAUCGAAUCGCACCAGGCCACGGGAACCAUUCGAUUCUGCUGGGUGAAGGGCCACGCGGGCAUCCCGGGGAACGAGCGCGCCGACAUAGAGGCUGGGGAGGCGGCGGCUCUGAGAAGGGCCCCCGACUACUUCUGUUUCUCUAUGUCAUACGUCAAGCGCGCCCUCCGUGCUCGCGCGUUUGAAGACUGGCAGACAAGGUACUCCGAGGUGCCGCAGGGCAGUCACACCAGGACCCUCUUCCCAGACCUCCAAACCAUCUCCCAGUUCCGAAUCCACACUUCCCCAUCCUUCCAUUUGACCCAAUUCCUCACGGGCCAUGGGGCCAACCUCUCCUACCUCCACCGAUGCCACAUAUCCCCCACCGACGCCUGUCCUUGCGAUGGCACCACCUCCCAAGACCCCCUCCACCUCCUUAUCCAUUGCCCCCGGUUUGCUGCCAGGCGGCACAAGUACGUAGCGCGGUGCAAUUUUAAGUCUGUGGACCCCUGUGACUUCGCUGCCAUCGCCAACAGUGGGGGGCUCGCUCGUUCCCUGGUUGAACUGGUGGAGUACAUUUAUGAGCGUUUAGGGGAGUUCAACAGCUCCUCCCCAGUAUAA